Equus caballus (horse) is the source of this 6720-nucleotide messenger RNA. NCBI's taxonomy places the organism in Eukaryota, Metazoa, Chordata, Mammalia, Perissodactyla, Equidae. The record is from RefSeq and is a predicted model, not a curated record.
GAAAUGACCACAUUGCAGGAUGUGGACGUUUUUAAAGGUUCCUGAUACACAGGACCAAACUCUGCCUUCCCUAGGUUGCAUCCAUUUACACUCCCAUCAGUGGCAAUGACACAGCCUAGUCCUCUGUGCCCUCACAUUGUCACCAGUUUUGAUAUCUCAGUAACCAGCUUGGUAUGUGGCAAUUAUAUUUCUUUUUACUUUGUAUUGCUUUGAUUAGAUGACUUCGUAUCUGUUUUUUUCAUGCAUUUCUUCCUUUGGUCAUCAUCAGCUUGAGUCGUUUGCCCAUUUUUCUAAUUUAGUUUCAUGUUUUCUAGUUUAAUAUUGGUGUUCUUCUGAUUGAUUCUUAAGACCUCUUUAGGUUGUAACAUCACUAAGCCUUUGUUAUCUGUGUUGCAAAUAUGUUUCCUUAUUUGUCACUUUUCUUUUAAUUUUGCCUAUGGGGUUUCUUGCUACAUAGUUUUUAAAUGUGAUCUGUUUAAACUUUAUGGUUCUUCUUUUGCUUUAUGUUUGGAAAGGUCUUAUCUACUUGUAGGAUCAAUUAUGCAUCUGCAAUUUCUUUUAGUGCUCUUACGUUUUUUAAAAAUAAAUUUUAUUUUUUAGUUAAUCUCUAGUGUUCUGUCAUAUUGUGUGAGGCAAGAAUCUAAUGUCCAUCUUUCCUCUUAAAUAGUAAACUAUUGCACUUGCCUUCCUUUCGAACUAACAAGAAAACCAUCUUUCAUACACUAAAUCUUUAUACUAAGGUCUGUUUCAAGUUGUUCAAUGGAGAUUUAUUUAUAUUUUUCUUUUGCCAGAACCCAACUCUGUUAAUUAUUACAGCUUUUUCAUUUGUUGGUUAUUCUAAAUAAAUUUUAGGAUGAUUUUGUCACGUUCAGGAAUACAUCUGGAGUUAAUGUCCUAAAAUAAAAGUCAGAUCGUGCCACUCCCCCAUGGGAAAUCUUUUAAUGACUCCUCACCACCUUCAGAAUGUAAAGGUCAGACCCCUUCAUGUGGCAUCCAAGCUUCCUAGACAUGCCCAGCCAAACCCUCUGUCUUGUGUGUUUCUACUCCCUGCUUGUGAUUUACACUUCAGAUCUGCGCCUGUCUCCUGUGCUAUUUCUCACCUCCCCAUCUCUGCUGCUCUAUCUCCCUUAAUGGCCUUGACUAAUUCCCAUUUACCCCAAAAUCCAUCACCACCUCCCUGACUACUCUCACAGUGUCCAGGCUCUGUGGCCACUUGUGUGUGUCCAUUGUCCCCCUGAGCAUGUCUCUGUCACCACGUAACUCAUUGCAUCACAAUGACGAGUUAGUCUUCCCUGUGAACUCAGUAGGAGCAUCUCUUGUUCAUUUUGUAUUUCUAGUACAAAGCAUGCUACCUGUCACACAGUAGGUGGUGUAGCUGGAUUAGAGGAGAAUAUCCAAGAUUGGAAAUAAAACAGAAGCCAGCAGUGUGUCUCUCCCUGCUUCCAUUAUCCUCCACCAUUUACCAGAGAUAUAUGUUGGGUAAAGGAGGAAAACGGAAGUUUGACGAGCAUGAAGAUGGGCUGGAAGGCAAAAUCGUGUCUCCCUCCGACGGUCCGUCCAAGGUGUCUUACACCUUACAGCGCCAGACUAUCUUCAACAUUUCCCUUAUGAAACUCUAUAACCACAGGCCCCUCACAGAGCCCAGCUUGCAGAAGACCGUGCUCAUCAACAACAUGUUGAGGCGGAUCCAAGAGGAGCUCAAACAGGAAGGCAGCCUGAGGCCUGUGUUCCCCGCCUCCUCCCAGCCGGCCGACUCGCUGAGCGACAGCUACCGAGAGGCCCCGGCCCCCCUCAGCCACCCCGCGUCCCCUUCUGCGCACCCCUGCGACCUCGGAAGCACUACGCCCCUGGAGGCCUGCCUCACCCCGGCCUCGCUGCUCGAGGACGAUGAUGACACUUUUUGCACUUCCCCGGCCAUGCCGCCGGCUGCUCCCGCCAGAGUCUCCCCUCCAGCCCUCCCACCGGAGAAGGACAGCUUCUCCUCGGCCUUGGACGAGAUCGAGGAGCUCUGUCCCACAUCUACCUCCACCGAGGCCACCACCGUGGCAGUGACUGACAGCCCGAAGGGGGACUCCAGCGAGUCCAGCCUCCAGAAACCCGAGGGGCUCCAGGAGGGCCGGCCUGACGACUCGAAACUGAUGGACUCUCUACCCGGGAACUUUGAAAUCACGACGUCCACAGGCUUUCUGACAGACUUGACCCUGGACGACAUCCUGUUUGCCGACAUCGACACGUCGAUGUAUGAUUUUGACCCCUGCACGUCCACGUCGGGGACAGCCUCAAAAAUGGCCCCGGUGUCCGCCGACGACCUCCUCAAGACUCUGGCUCCUUACAGCAGUCAGCCCGUCGCCCCGAGUCAGCCUUUCAAAAUGGACCUCACAGAGCUGGACCACAUCAUGGAGGUGCUCGUCGGGUCCUAAGACCUGGGGACCCGGUGACUGUGCCCAUCCAGACCCUGCCAGCGUCCCACACCCUGACAGCUCUCCGCACUGUGCAUGCACCCUUGCUUGCCUUUUUCAGAGAAAACGAAACAUUUUACAAAAGGAUCACACUAGUUUUUGCUUUGAGCAGAGUUGGAGUGCCUUCAUCCAAGUACGACCACUUUUAAUAUGCUUUUCGGAGUGGUUCCUCAGAGACCUGCUACCCUGGAAUAGGAAAGAAUACAUUGGAAGACAAUGUUGCUAUGCUGAAUGACAAAAAUAAACAGUUCAAGUGAAGCACAAGGAAUAAGUUGGAAAAGCUGUAAAUUGCAUGUGCAUAUUUGUCUAUUUUUUCUAUAAGUUUUAUUGCAAGAGGUAAAAAAAGAAAAAAAAGAAAAAAUAUAUAUAUAUUAUUUAGAUAAUCUCAGUACCUUUUCUGGCAUUUUCGCCCUGUAUAGGUUGACUUGGCAAUUCAGCCUUUUUAGAGGCAUUAACUACUCCUCAUAAGUGUUGCAUUUACAUGGCUGUUUAGAAACUGCUGCCCAAAUUUAUUUUAUAUUUUUGUACAGAUUCUGCAGUUUAUGAUAUUGUUUUUCUAAAAACAAAUGCUGUUUAUACAUAUGAGAUAGCUAUUUUGAUAGGAUUUGCUCACCUAGUUCCUGCAAACUUCAGAUGUACAAGUUGCACUUGUACUUUUAUAGAGUUGUAAUGUUUUAUAUGUGUUUGGUGCAAAGAGAAAAUUGGAUCAAAUCAGUCUGCAGUUGAUGUCCCCAAAUGCAAACACACACACACACACACACACACACACACACACACAGUGCUUUAAGGAAGGGCCAGGCGAUAUCACACCCAAAUUUCAGGAGCACCGACCCCCUGGCAUGAACACCCGCCAGCACGGUGACUUCCGGAGCCAGAGCCACGUCUGCUCAUCAAAUUUUCAGUCAGCGGUUGGCGGGAGACAACUGUCAAGCUCGGGGGGGUUUAAGUGAUGGUUCUCUUUAGCUUCCUCUUUUGAGAGGAAGGCUACCGAAUACUCACUGUAUCUAUGCCAAGUUUGCGCUUUUAAUUGUUUUUAUUUUUUUUAAACGAAAACCCAAAUGUUUCCCUUUUUGGCGUAAUUUUUAUGAUGACGUGAAAUUUUACACGUGAACAAAAUUUUAUGAAAAGCAACCAACCUCUUCACGGAACUAAACCGUACCGCAAUGCUUAAGGCUCGUAAAGAAGAAAAUCUUCCCCCAGAAGGCAUCCAUCAUGUCGCUCAGUUGUCUUUUGCAGCUUCCCUUCCCUAGAGCUCUCAUUCCCUCUGUUGCUAAGUGCUGGAAAUGGCAUCUUCAUGAUCACCACAGUGAGCUCUGCUCACCUUGGCUCAGCCUGGGGUGCACUCGUGUAACUCUUGAACCUGGAGUCGGUCCCAUUACAUCACGGCUUCCAAUCUGGUUACUUUCUUGAAUCAACUGCUUUAACUACACUUUGCAAGGCUGUUUUACCCCAAUACACAGACAGGACCUUCUGUGCAUGUUUCUCCUCCUCCCCCUCCCCCGCCCCCCCCAGGACACUUGAGAAGUAGCUCUUUGUUCCUAGCGGUGUACAUUUAAUUUUAAAACAUUUGCAAUGUAUCAUGCCUGUUGCCGAAAUUGUUUAUGGCCUUUUCGUUUCGUUUUUUUUUCUUUCUUCCAAUGGUACUUUAGCUGGUUACCACCUAUAUUUGUUGAAAUGCAGAUGGCUUCUUUAGGAAUAACUUUUAUAUUUAUUUAAGAAUUUUUAAAUUAUGGGAUUUGUGUUGUUGUUGUUGUCUUUGUUGUUGGUCAUUUGUCAAUAUUGAGUCACCAAUUCUGCUCACUUCUUGCCAUGGAUAAAAUUGAGUCUUUCUGGCCAAUUAAAAAAGUCAGCUUUAUAAAAUGGCACUUUAAACAAGCCAUAGAUAGUUUUAUUUUUAUAAUGCACAUGGGGAAGUAAUUACAUUUGUGAUGAAGGAACUGCUCAUCUAAGCAAAAGAUUCGUGUAUGAUAUGAUUGAAUCUUUCUACAUUCUAAUUUACUUCCCCCCCCACUUGAAUGUGUUUUUAAAGGCUACUUAUCAACUCAGAACAGUGAGAAACGGAUCAAAUUGCACCUGUUCCCCUACAGCCCACCUCCACCGGAACACCUCGUGCUGCUUCAGAUGUGUCACCUCCUUUGGUAGGACUAGGGACCAGAUAGCGAAGGUGAGGGUUGUUGUAGAUGCUUCCGGUGUCACUGUGCCUGUCCGUUUUAAGAGCUUCCUUUUCCUAUGGAGAACAAGUCAGUGCAGACGCCAUGCUUUUGAUAACUGGAAGACCCAGCCGACUCACCCCCUGCCGCACACAUACACAUACGUGCACACACACAAUAGUGUUGAUGAUGCCCAACAAUAACAGGCUAAGGGCGGCUGAUCAGCCAUUGUUAAAGGCUGAUUUACAGUAACUUAGAACAACUGUACUCUGGGUGGAUUAGCAAAUCGUGUGUUUAAACAAAUCCCAUAUGUUGGGCAACAGUUCAGAUAAGCACAGCGAAGUGUUGCCCAGACGUGGUUCUCCGACUCUCUCGUGUUUGUAAGGCUGGGCUUCAGAAUCAAAACAAAACCCUCGAGAACAGCAGGCAGAUGCUUUUUAACUCUGGAUACUCUUGCCGUAAAUGCUUGAUAUUCAAGGUCUAAUGGGGAGGAUAGGGGAAGUUAGUGGCCCAUUUUAAAAGAACAAAACCAUCAAGUGUUCAAGUUAUCUUUGUGUCUUAUUUUUACAAAGUGAUGUCCCAACAGGGAAGAACGUGAGCCUGUGUGCCAUCUCCGAGUCCCAGUCUGACUGUGGGACGUGCUUCCAGAUGCCACCUGGCAGCAGUGCCCUCCCGGUGCUGGAGGACAUCACGUGGCAUUCAGUAAGCCAGGCAGGCAGUUUGAGGUGCCUUCAUGAGAAAGACGUGCCGGGUGGGGCUGGGAGAGGACAAUUAUUGACAGUGAUGUGCAAUGAAGUGACAAGACGAGAGCAGAAUAAUAAGAGCUUUGAAUUUGAAGUGAUUUUUUUUCAUAAGUUAUUUAUUCCUUUUUUCUGUGUAAAUAUAUUUAUUUUACUGUGGAGCUCUAACAACAUCUGGAUCGUAACAUGUGCAGAAUGUAUGGUAGGAAUGUAUUCUCUUGUAGGAAUGUCAAUCUGUAUUAAAAGGGGGUCCGAGCCAGACCCCUGGGUCUUCUCAUCGUAUGCACAGUCCACAUUCAUUUUUACUCUCUUCUCUAAUAUGGGUCUAUUUGAAAUAUGCAAAAGGUAUGGAUGAGGAAUGUUUUAAUACCUCCAAAUUUUUAAGAAAAUCAAGCAUCAAAGGGUUGAUAUUUUUAAACAUGUUUCUAGUAGCACUUUCUCUUUAUGACAGACGGGGCCACCACACUGACACCCUUGUUCACAUCAGAGGCUGAGAACGAGCUGGGCCCCUGCUCCACCUCCAGUGUCUUUAUCAAUUAAGCUUUUGAUGGCCAUAGCCCCUCGGAGCGUCCCAGCGGCCCUGAGGUCAAUCAAGGAAAAUUUCUUAAGUAAAUAAGCUCCAAAGAGCCAAAGUAUCAAUUUACGGAUCGUUUUUAAAGCCUAAAUUUAUUAGCCACCUUUGUGGUAAACAAUGAAUUAUGAAUCCCGCAGGGCAGCCUUCUUAAAUGACAGAUGUAAAAAAACAACUAAGAGACUCUGCUUUGUGCAGCGAUUGUCCUUCUCCAUAUGAAUUGUCUUAAUUUCAAAACCUUGCUGUUACAAAUUGGACCUUUAUACAUUUUCUGAAAAUAUUGAAAAGAGCUUAUUUAACCCGUUCUGGCUGUAAAUGGUUAACUUCCUGGUACCUGCCAAUGGCAGCGAGGUGCGUGCGUCCUGCUUGUGUACAGUUGUUUUCAGUGCUUCUAAGAACGAGUCUAAAUGGUUCUUGAAAAUUGGCCAGGAUCAAAUGCGAUUGCAGACAAAGCCAAUAAAAAUUUUGGACAUCUUUUGGGGAUAACAAGUUUAGAAGAGAAGUGCAAUCCAUACAAGCAAACAACCAAGAUUUUGGAAAAGAUGUACAUAGUGGUGUGUUUGGUGCAUGGUGUUUUGAGGAGGGCUUCUGUCAAAAAAGGAGGUGUAACCUUUCCCCCACAGACCUGAGAGCUGUGCCUUUUCUAUGCAAUAUUACAGACGUUACAUCGGAACCCAGAUGGCUGUAUUCACGUGUAGGUUUGGGCUGUAAUCUAAACAAUUGGACAGAUUAAAUGUACAUGGAAAUGAGCAGUCUUACUUUUGUAGUUUUAUAUUAUACAAUAAACAGUUAAAAGAUGA